Dicentrarchus labrax (European seabass) is the source of this 2577-nucleotide messenger RNA. RefSeq names its product Ras homolog, mTORC1 binding like 1 (gene rhebl1). The coding region runs from base 377 to 931 and encodes 184 amino acids. Lineage: Eukaryota; Metazoa; Chordata; Actinopteri; Moronidae. Gene Ontology annotation, molecular function: GTP binding; GDP binding; GTPase activity. Gene Ontology annotation, cellular component: plasma membrane. The record is from RefSeq and is a predicted model, not a curated record. The transcript is spliced from 8 exons. Gene Ontology annotation, biological process: small GTPase-mediated signal transduction.
GCUUACACAAUGACAGUUUCCGUCACUUUGACUUGCAAAUCGUAAUCGCGUUGAACAAGCGGUUUUUUUUUUUUUUCGUUUGUAAUUUCCGCUGGAACGACAAUUUCACCAUUUCAAACUAUCGAUCGAUAUCGAUUACUAUAUCAGAUACACACAGAGACCGAUUUUCGAGACAAGUACAAGUUGUACUUGUUGUAACUUUACUUAAACUCUGAACUUCCAGCUCGAGGCCCAGCAGAGAGCUCGAGCGGCAGCUCCGAAAAGUUUGUUGUUGUCACGUGACGUGAGACGAAUGUGGCGAUAAAAGUUUGUUUAGGUAGUAAAACUAGGUGGCGUACUACAUUAUCAAACCCUAUCGAUCACCGUUUUCACCACAAUGCCUCAACCAAAACAUCGAAAGAUUGCUGUUAUAGGUUACAGGUCUGUAGGAAAGUCAUCUCUUACAAUACAGUUUGUGGAAGGACAGUUUGUUGAUUCUUACGACCCCACCAUCGAAAACACCUUUAACAAAUUGGUCAGCGUGAAUGGUCAAGACUUCAAUCUUCAACUUGUUGAUACAGCUGGACAAGAUGAGUACUCAAUUUUUUACCAAUCCCACUCAAUGGACAUCCACGGGUAUGUCCUUGUCUAUUCAGUGACUUCCUCAAAAAGUUUUGAAGUUGUGCAGGUUCUACACGACAAGCUGCUAGACAUGGUUGGGAAGAUUCAGGUCCCAACUGUUCUUGUAGGGAACAAAAAAGAUCUCCACAUGGAAAGGGUUAUCAAGCCAGAGGAGGGAAAGCAGCUUGCUGAUUCCUGGGGUGCUGCAUUCAUGGAGUCCUCAGCCAAGGAGAAUGAGACUGCCGUGGAGGUUUUCAAGCGGAUCAUUUUGGAGAUGGAGAAAGCUGAUGGAAAUGCACCCCAAGAGGAGAAGAAGUGUGCUGUUAUGUAAAAGUGUAUCCAGGACAUCAGUAAGCUCGUUUGCUGAAGACAGGAGGCACAACUUCACCAGCUUGCCAAUCGCGACCUCACCGACACCAAGACACUGCAGUGGAACUUUUCUGCUCCAUUGUGAUACCAGAUUGAUUUACAUAGCACGGCAACUGCUACAACAGUUGAUAAACUAUUCCACCAAGUGUUAUCACAGGGAGAUGUUUCUUAGAGCAAGAAUAAUCUUUGUUUUAGACAAAGAAGCACCAUCAGCGAACACUUUCUUUAAAUACUGAAAUGUAAUCUAUGACUGGGCCAAAUCUUGACUUUGAAGUUCAACUAAAUGCUCAGAAAUCUAAAUUAUAUUGCCAAACAUACUGGUCUCAAUGAAUUGCAUCAACAUUUUUCAUGAACAUAUUAUAGCAAUAACUACUUGUAAAUCGGAUGUUUGAGACACAAUUGGCUUAUGUCUCAUAACUCUUUGAGUAGUUGAUAGUAGUAAAUGCACCGUAAGGAGUUUGUUAAUGACCUUUUGAGGACUGGUAUUAUUUCAGCAGGUCUUUUUUCGACAGUGAUGGAUAGUCACAGUACACAUUGCUUUAAAUGUGGUGUUAAAUAUCAGUAUUUCUCACAAAUGGGGGAUUUCCUUGAACACUCUGGAGUGAGAUUUCACAUAAGAAGUUUCACUAUUGUUUCACAGUUCUUGUCACUGUCAUUUUUAUCAACUCAUCUUCAGGUACCUUUCGCCAGUGAACAUGUGAACUGUGUCUUCACGAUGGAGGAAUCUAUAUGUAUAUCUAACAACUUGCAUUCUAAGCUUUUCUGCUUAAGCAGAUUAGUCAUCUUCCAUUGUUUCUACAGUUUAAUUUCUCCUUAUGGACUGUAAUAAACAUGUUAUCUUGUUGACGACCCUCCGAGAAAUUUAGUAUAGAUAUGAAUAGAUCUUUUGUAUUUACCAGUAAUGGCCUUUUUAUACAAUAUAAAUAGAAUCCUAGAAAUUGGUUUGAUUGGUGCAGGUUUGCUCUCCCUUCAAUAUCUUAAGUAUAGUAUAUGGUUAUAAGUGCGUUAUAAUUAUAAACACUGUUGAGUUGCAAUUUUUUAAUUGCAUUUUAACACUGCGUAAGACUAUUUAAAUGGCCAAAGGCCACAGAGUUAGAUUAGUAAUUUUUGAUCUCAUGGUUUUGAUUUGACCAAGCCAGGGUGGCGUGCAGUCCCUUUUAAUUUAUAUUGUGGACUUGCAUGAUCACUGCUAGAUACUUGAGAUCCUUAAUGACUUGUGUUUCUUAGAUCCUGUAGCCUUAAAGACAUGACACUUUGUGGAUUUUCACCAUAAUCCUCAUGUUCUACCUGUAGUGGGUUAUUGUAACUUUUUAUCAAGUGCUUUUGCUGAGUAAGUGGUUGAUUGAUGGAUUAUUGAUGAUGGUUGAAGAGAAGCUGGUGAUGCUGUGUCUUGUGCCUUACAGUUGUUCAAACACCCCCCCUCCAAAUCUGCUUCCCCUCACGACUCAAGGUGCUCUUAAAGGGUUUUUUGUUUUUCCUACUGUUGACUUGAUACCAUGGUGCAGGUGGUGUUGUGCACCUGAACACCAGUAUUCCCUUUGUGGGUCUAUGUUAAUUCAGAAAUCUUGCUGUAAACAGUUUUGUAUAUAAAUAAAUCUGUUACUCAUU